Messenger RNA from Orussus abietinus, 4203 nucleotides. RefSeq names its product patched domain-containing protein 3 (gene Ptr). The record is from RefSeq and is a predicted model, not a curated record. NCBI's taxonomy places the organism in Eukaryota, Metazoa, Arthropoda, Insecta, Hymenoptera, Orussidae. The transcript is spliced from 9 exons. Gene Ontology annotation, cellular component: cytoplasmic vesicle membrane; plasma membrane. The coding region runs from base 381 to 3395 and encodes 1004 amino acids.
GCGAGCGAGCGCGGCCGAGAACGAGCUUUGGGGAUCCCAGAACCGCCCUGGUCUCCUCCCGAGGGGCUCCUAUCUUGGGGUCGGGUCAAGCCGAGCUAGAUAUCACUUAACUAGGCCAAGUUGAACCUGGGGUCCAGAGUCAGUCUGACCAGAGUCGGGCCGAGUGCAGUAGGCUGAGUCGUGCCGAGUCUGACAGGUGCAGACCACGUGGGUUCGGCUGAGCCCUCGAAGGAGGUCGCGCCAUGUCGCGACCCGGAGGACCGCGCAGCUGACGGGUCGAGCGUCGAGAAGACCUCGUUGGCCCUUAAAUCACUAGGACCACCAAGACCUCCAUCAAGGUCCCACCUCGACGUCGAACUCGCCUCGACUCCGACCUCAAGAUGACGUGCCGGGCGACCUGCGUGGACGAUUUUCUUAACCAGGCCUUCCACCGGAUCGGCCUGGUGGUGGGUCGUCACCCUGGGUACUUCGUGGUGAUCCCGGUCCUCCUAGCAUGCAUCUGCAUCACCGGGUACCAGAGGAUCCACUACGAGAUCGACCCGGAGUACCUCUUCUCCCCGGUGAACGGACCCGGGAAGGCGGAGCGCGCCAUCACCGAGGAGUUCUUCAGGGUCAACUACAGCCACUACUUCAACGUCGGUCGGAUAACUCGACCAGGUCGCUUCGGCCAUGUGAUAGUGGUCCCCAAAGAUGGCGAUCCGAACAUGCUGAGGACCGUCAUCUGGGAGGAGCUGCGCCUCCUGGACGGCAUGAUAAGGAACGCCACGGCGAAGUUCGAGGGCCAAGAGUUCACCUACGAGAAGAUCUGCGCCAGGUGGCUGGACGAGUGCUUCGCCAAUGAUAUCCUUAGUCUGCACCACGUGAUAGGGGAGGUGGAGAACCGGGAACUGAAUCUCACCUUCCCCGUCAUGUUCAACCCCGUGACCUGGGAUGCUCACCUCUUCCCGGUGUUCUUUGGGGGUAGCGUGGUCACCGACGACCUGACCAUCGAAUCCGUGCCCUCGGUCCAGCUGGCCUACUUCGUGGCCGUGGAUAACCAGCGCCAGGAUGCCCUUGGAGCUGCCUGGGAGGAGGCGUUUCUGGAUAUCGUCGGCAAGGCCGAGGACGAGGGGGUCUUUCGACACAUCAGCACCGCCAGGUUCGCCUCCAGGACCCUCGAGCUCGAGCUGGAGGCCAAUACCAAGACCGUCGUCCCGUACUUCUCCAGUACCUUCGCAUUGAUGGGUCUUUUCUCCGUGGUGACGUGCAUGAUGACCGACUGGGUGCGCAGCAAGCCCUGGUUGGGCCUCCUGGGGAACGUCUCGGCUGCUAUGGCCACUGUCUCCGCUUUCGGGCUCUGCAUGUACCUUGGAGUGGACUUUAUCGGUCUCAACCUGGCGGCGCCCUUCCUCAUGAUUGGGAUCGGCAUCGACGACACCUUCGUCAUGCUGGCCGCCUGGAGGAGGACCAAGAUCUCGAGCCCGGUCCCCGAGAGGAUGGCGACGACCCUCAGCGAGGCUGCCGUCUCCAUCACGAUCACUUCCUUGACCGACAUGAUCUCCUUCUUCAUCGGCGUCCUGUCGCCGUUCCCUUCGGUGCAGAUCUUCUGCAUAUAUUCCGGUUUCGCGGUGGUCUUCACCUUCCUCUUCCAUCUGACCUUCUUCAGCGGAUGCGUCGCCAUCAGCGGGUACUGCGAACAGAGGAACCUCCACAGCGUGUCUUGCCACAAGGUGCUGCCGCUCUCCAAGUCCGGAGACAGGUCCUGGCUGUACAGACUCCUCUGCACGGGAGGAGUGGACCCGGACGACCCGGACAACCCUCUGGACAACCCAGAACACGGAUGCAUGAUCUGGUUCCGAGACUACCUCGCAAAAGCCCUAAACUACUGGCCCGUCAAGAUCCUGGUGCUCCUAAUUUUCGGCCUCUACCUGGGGGGCGCCCUCUACGGACUGACCACCCUCCAGGAAGGCCUGGACAGGCGCAAACUCUCCAAGGAGGAUUCCUAUUCCAUCACCUUCUACGACCGCGAGGACUUCUACUUCCGCGAGUUCCCAUACAGGAUCCAGGUGGUGGUGAGCGGCGAGUAUGACUACAGUGACCCCGUGGUCCAGCAGCGAAUGGAGAACCUGACGAGGACCCUGGAGGCCUCUACUUAUAUCAGUGCACCGAUUUACACGGAGAGCUGGCUUCGGAGUUUCUUGAGCUACGUGGGCAGGAACCAGGACUUCCUCAACGUGACCAUUGAUACCCCGGAGGGCUUCAUCGGCACCCUGAAGUCGCUCUGGCUACUUCCCUCGAGUACCUUCGCCCUGGACGUGAAGUUCGACGAAACCGGUCAACGCAUCCUGGCUAGUCGGUUCCUUAUUCAGGCUGUUAACGUUAGCGGCACCAACCAGGAGAAGGACAUGGUCGGGGAGCUCCGCAGGAUAUGCCAGGAGUCACCUCUUAACGCCAGCGUGUUCCAUCCCUACUUCGUCUUCUUCGACCAGUUCGAGCUGGUGCGGCCUACGAGCAUCCAGUGUAUGAUCUUCGGGGCCCUCGUCAUGAUGCUGAUCUCCUUCGUCUUCAUCCCGAAUAUCCUGUGCUGCCUCUGGGUCGCCUUUUGCAUAGUCUCGAUCGAGCUCGGGGUCGCCGGCUACAUGUCCCUCUGGGAUGUAAACCUGGACAGCAUCUCCAUGAUCAACCUGAUUAUGUGCAUCGGCUUCAGUGUCGACUUCACCGCCCACAUUUGCUAUGCUUACAUGAGCUCCAAGAAGAAGAGAUCCGAAGAGAGGGUCCAGGAGUGCCUGUACAGUCUGGGGCUGCCCAUCGUCCAGGGUGCCACCUCGACCAUCCUCGGCCUCGUCGCUCUGCUGCUCGCGGGGACCUACAUCUUCCUCGUCUUCUUCAAGAUGGUCUUCCUGGUCAUCUUCAUCGGCGCCAUGCAUGGCCUCUUCUUGCUGCCGGUUUUGCUCUCGAUAUUCGGACCUGGUUCAUGCUCCAGCUGUGGAUCCGACGACGAAGAGGUGGAGUUCGAUGCCACCGAGACGACCAAGCUGCCUAGGCCGUAUGUCAUCCCGCACCCCACGUUGCUUUACGUGCAACCGACGGCCACCCUGGAGCCUAGCCCGGUUCCCUUCGAGGAAAGGGACCCUGGUCUGGGGACCAGCGAGGACAGCAAUUCUACGGAGAGUGGCGGCUCCUCCAGGACGGGUCGCACCUCUGGGAGGGAUCGACCCGAGGAAGAUCGGACUAGAGAGGAGUGGCGGAGGGAUCGACCCGAGGAGGACAGGACUCGCGAGGACUGGAGGAGGUCCCUUGGGGCGGUCGUCCUUCCACGGGUUCCUCCACCUCCUCCGCCGGAUUAUCCUGGUGCGCCUCGGGAUCAGGUGCCGGAUCGCACUCGUUAUUCCGCGGAUUUGUCAAGGUACCUGUAAAGGACUGCGAUUAUGGAGAACCUAAAGUACCUCGUCCUUGAGACUAAGUGCGCUUGAGUCGAGUUUGUAUUUUUCUGGGUGGAAUUUCAUUCGUUUUAAGGAGACCUGAAGGAGGUCCUUCCAGAAGUCGUCCUCCCACGGGGUCCUCUACCUCCUCCGCCGGAUUAUCCUGGUGCGCCUCGGAAUCAGGUACCGGAUCGCACUCGUUAUUCCGUGGAUUUGUCGAGGUACCUGUAAAAAAUUGCAAUUUCAAAGGAUGAAAAAAAAAAUUCCACGGCGGAUUAUCUCGAGGUACCUGGGAAAAAUUGCGAUUUCAGAGGACGAAAAAGGAAAAAAAUAACUCCUCUUGAAACUCGGCGCGCUCGGGACUCUAGGUCGCCUUGUCCUAAGUGUUUUUACUUCACUGUACGAUCGUAAAUGAUCGCAUCGUGUAUUUAUGAACGAGACUGUGCGAGAGCGUCCCGGCGGGGACGGAUUCCGCGUUGCGAUCCGCCUGGUACGGGCCGCGUCUUCCGACAACGAGCCGAUUACUCCGAGCCUCCUUUUACGACUCUUAAAAGAGACGCGGAUGACACUUAUCGCCGCGUGAUUAUUUCCGCGCCCGUAUUUCGUAAGAAAGGGAGAAAAAAUGUAUAACGAUACGCGGCUAUUCUUGUUAAGUUACACGUUUCUCUCGGCCCUGGGAGAUCGGAGAUUGUUAUUUGAUCUGGUUAGUCGACCGCCACGUAUGAGUAAGUUUAUUUAAUUGGAACGGAAAGUAAUUAGAAUAGCGAAAUAAAUGAUAAACGUUCCCAUUACGGAUGUCGAA